GAUCUCAGCUAUGGAUGCUUCCAUCAGCUGCCCGCGGCUCUGACAGAGGGAACCCGGCUGGUCUGAAGCAGUUGCAGAUAUGGUGAGGUACAGUGUGAUGCCGGAGCUGCAAGCCUUCCAGCAGCCUCUCCAGGGUAACCCCCUGUCUAUGGGUCACAUAGGGCAGAGCUGUGGGGCAACUGAGGAGAAUGAGAUCCCCACAGAGGAAAGACGGCGCCUUUCCCAGGGCCCAUCAGAUUUAGAGAAAAGCCAUCCAGUGAAUAUCCCAGACGCAGCUAAAAGAAAGAAGAAGAAACGAACAAGGGCAACAGACAGCCUCACUGGCACUUUUGAUGAGCUGUACAAGCUGACGGAUGAGGUUCUUGGUCAGGGGGCAUAUGCUAAAGUUCAAGGAUGCAUAAGUCUACAGAACGGACAGGAGUUUGCUGUGAAGAUGAUAGAGAAAAGUGCAGGUCACAGCCGCAGCCGCGUCUUUCGAGAAGUGGAGACACUCUACCAGUGUCAGGGGAACAAAAAUGUUUUGGAACUGAUCCAGUUCUUUGAAGAUAGCACAUGCUUCUAUUUGGUAUUUGAAAAGCUCCGUGGAGGCUCCAUCCUCACACACAUCCAGAAUCGAAAGCACUUUGAUGAGCUGGAGGCCAGUAAGGUCGUCAGGGAUAUUGCCCAAGCACUUGACUUCUUACACACUAAAGGCAUUGCCCACAGAGACCUUAAGUUGGAGAACAUCCUUUGUGAAUACACUGAUCGAGUGUCGCCAGUGAAGAUCUGUGAUUUUGACUUGGGAAGCGGAGUGAAGCUCAGCAGUGCCUGUACACCCAUUACGACUCCAGAGCUCACCACACCGUGUGGCUCAGCUGAGUACAUGGCUCCAGAAGUAGUGGAGGUCUUUACUGAUGAAGCCUCCUUCUACGACAAGCGCUGUGACCUCUGGAGCCUCGGGGUCAUCCUCUAUAUCCUGCUGAGCGGCAGCCCCCCCUUCACAGGCCACUGCGGCACCGACUGUGGUUGGGACCGGGGAGAAACCUGCAGAACCUGCCAGAGUCACCUGUUUGAGAGCAUCCAGCAGGGCCAGUAUGAGUUUCCAGACAAGGACUGGUCUCACAUCACAGCUGGGGCCAAGGAUCUCAUAUCCAAGCUGCUGGUUCGGGACGCCAUGCUUCGCCUCAGUGCUGCUCAGGUCCUAAAGCACCCUUGGGUGCAGGGGAACGCUCCAGAGAGAGGUCUUACAACCCCUCAUGUUUUACAGAGGAACAGCAGCACCAAAGACCUGACCCAGUUCGCAGCAGAAGCCAUCGCCUUCAACCGGCAGCUCUCCCAGCACGACGAGCAGCAGGAGGACGUCGGAGGGAUCGUUUGCUCCAUGAGGCUUUCUCCUCCUUCCAACUCCAGACUGGCUCGUAGGCGGGCGCAGUCUAAUGCCCUGCGUACCAGUGACUUCGAACCCGCCUCGGACGACCUUGCUGCCUGAAGCACCAGUGUA
Limanda limanda (common dab) is the source of this 1480-nucleotide messenger RNA. RefSeq names its product MAPK interacting serine/threonine kinase 1 (gene mknk1). Gene Ontology annotation, molecular function: calmodulin binding; calcium-dependent protein serine/threonine kinase activity; calcium/calmodulin-dependent protein kinase activity. The record is from RefSeq and is a predicted model, not a curated record. Lineage: Eukaryota; Metazoa; Chordata; Actinopteri; Pleuronectiformes; Pleuronectidae. Gene Ontology annotation, cellular component: cytoplasm; nucleus. Gene Ontology annotation, biological process: intracellular signal transduction; protein autophosphorylation; peptidyl-serine phosphorylation. The transcript is spliced from 14 exons. Bases 80 to 1468 code for a protein of 462 amino acids.